This is a messenger RNA of Panicum virgatum (switchgrass), 711 nucleotides long. Its product is annotated as glutaredoxin-C15-like. The transcript has a single exon. NCBI's taxonomy places the organism in Eukaryota, Viridiplantae, Streptophyta, Magnoliopsida, Poales, Poaceae. The record is from RefSeq and is a predicted model, not a curated record. The coding region runs from base 136 to 450 and encodes 104 amino acids.
UAAAAGGGCAUCACACCCUGCACUCGCAAAGCACACAGCCACAAACACUCACAUACUUGAGGACUAUACUAGCUGGCACAUCCAAGUUUAGCUUAUCUACUUUUCACCUUCAAGCUCGAUCCAGAGAAACCAAGAAUGGCGGAGAGGGUGUCGAGGCUGUCGACGGAGAAGGCGGUGGUGAUCUUCACGAGGAGCCAGUGCCCGAUGUGCCACACGGUGUCGAGCCUCUUCGCCGAGCUCGGCGUGUGCGCGGCGGUGCACGAGCUGGACAAGGACCCGCGCGGCCGCGACAUGGAGCGGGAGCUCGCCCGCCGCCUCGGCCGCGCGCCGCCGGUUCCUGCUGUCUUCGUCGGCGGCAACCUCGUCGGUUCCACCGACAAGGUCAUGUCGCUGCACCUCGCCGGCAAGCUCGUGCCCAUGCUGAAGGCCGCCGGCGCCAUAUGGCUCUGAAGUCUGAAUCCUACAUCCAUCGGCGACAGCAACUAUAUAUAUAAAUCUCUCGCUCCGAUCCAGUAUUGUUCAGUUCUCCAAUAUAGUUCCCAAAUCCCAACAAGAAUAUAUGAUAAGUUUUGUUCAGCGGCUAGUGUAACCACUUGCAGGGCUGAUAAGGGUCUGGAAUGACCAGUCCGUGUCUUUGAAUGUACAUGGACAUAUGUAAACCUGACCUUUCCAGGAUUUUCAGAGUGAGAUAUGAUGUGGACUUUGAGUUAA